AUGGCAUCCGGACCAGCGAAUAUCAACAAGCCAACCAAUGGAUUCGUUCGUGUUAUGCGCCGUGUAUACAAUCCCCUGGGUUUCUCGAAAGGGUACAAUGCUCUUCUUGCGUUCCUCGCCCUCGGCUACCUUUUGGGUUUUACCCUUGCCAGACUCCAGUAUCUCUCGUUCAAUGGUGUUUUCUGCGACCCGAACUCUCCUGGAGGCACUGGGGCAGCUCCUGGAGAAUGCUAUUACUACAUCCAAGUCCCUUUUAAGAUCGGUNACACUGUUAGACCAUGCGCCCAAAUCGCCUUCGCUCUUGGAGAGAACGAUACCCUUGCCGCUUACCCGCAAUGCGCCGACUACUUCAAUGGCAAUGCACCAAACCUACCAGUCGUCGUCACUGCCGACUUUGCCAGCGAGAAUUCCAUGGAAAUUUCUGCCGCCCUCGGGGUUCCUUUUGGUGCAGCGGGUUGGCUUGCCUUGUUGCUACACACCAUUGCCAUUGAAUUUCAUCUUAGACUCACGCCCAGAGAGUCGAAUCGUUUGCGCCAGGUAUCUUACGAACGCCAACUCGAAAGAGGCAUGUCCAGACCUGGAUACGCAGGAUUGGUCCCUGAGAGAUUUGGAGACGCCGAACCAUUCCAGCCUGCAUCGAAAGUUGUGGUGCAUGAUGAGCUAGCGAAACACGAGUCCUCUUGA
Molecule: messenger RNA, 684 nt
Organism: Aureobasidium vineae
Lineage: Eukaryota; Fungi; Ascomycota; Dothideomycetes; Dothideales; Saccotheciaceae
Source: the annotation of a GenBank genome assembly